This is a messenger RNA of Aspergillus wentii DTO 134E9, 2217 nucleotides long. RefSeq lists its product as uncharacterized. Bases 1 to 2217 code for a protein of 738 amino acids. The record is from RefSeq and is a predicted model, not a curated record. Gene Ontology annotation, cellular component: nucleus. Gene Ontology annotation, biological process: regulation of DNA-templated transcription. Gene Ontology annotation, molecular function: DNA-binding transcription factor activity, RNA polymerase II-specific; zinc ion binding; transcription cis-regulatory region binding. NCBI's taxonomy places the organism in Eukaryota, Fungi, Ascomycota, Eurotiomycetes, Eurotiales, Aspergillaceae. The transcript has 7 exons.
AUGGAAUCUAGACCUUCAGUACCAAACAAAACAUCGAAUGGGAAGCAAGCUGCAUGCUUGAAUUGUAGAAGGAGCAAGAUCCGGUGCAACAGGAAUCCUGGAGACCCAUGCUGUGAGAAAUGCAAGCAGGCCAACUCGGAGUGCAUCAUUCCUAGCCACCAUGUCGGCAGGCAGAAGGGGGUGAAAAACAAACGCAAAGGCCUCGACAAAGCAAUACACCAAAUAGAACAGGCUAUAAAACGACCCAAGACUGAUGCCCCAGGAUCUGAUGCAGCCUGUAAAGUAAUCUCCGAUCUCCAGGACUUACUCAACAAGGCCCAAGGGCAAAUGUCACAAAGUGAAACUGAUGACAUAUCGGAGGAUCUUGAUGAAUCUCACAGUCGCUCACCUCCCCGUGACUUCAACAGCGAGGAAAAUCUAGCACUAGAUGAUGCAGAGAACCCAUUGCAGCUACUCGCACGUGCCUCCGACCUCCAACUGUCACCGAAUGGUGGGAAUGGUGCACAAAGAUCACCUUUACCAUUAUUGCAGCCCUCGGCGACACUCUUAGCAGCACCGCAAAGUAACCGCCAGAGUAGUGACCCUGGUGCAAAAGCCUUUUUUGUACCCAUCAAAGCUAGCCUAGACAUUGGCAAGGGUAUCGAUCCUAUUGAACUGGGACUUGUUACUCUAGAUGAAGCUGGGUCUCUUUUUGCCUUUUUCUAUCGAAACCUCGCGCACACUCGAUGGGGCCUCGACCCUCUUGUUCAUACCGUGCUAUUUGUACGCUCUCAGUCCGCCUUUCUUUUCACAUCAAUCCUUGCUGCGGCCGCUCUUUUCUUGCCUUCUGCUGCUGCAUUAUCCAAGAGGCUUUCUAGACACUGCAAAGCGUUAGCCCAUCGUGUUGUGGUGCAACGGCAUAGAUCAGUUGAGAUUGUCUUAGCUUUCAUGGUCAAUGUGCCAUGGAUGGCUCCAGGGGAGUGUCUGGGUGAUGACGAUACUUGCUCUUACAUUGCAAUGGCCUUGACUGUUGCAUUGGAUCUGUUUCUAAACAAGAUCAUACUGCCUUCCUCAAGCUUCGAUGCUAGUUUCUUGAAGAGACUAGCCAAGGCUGAUUGCAUUGAUGCAAAAAGAGCUCUUUAUAUUGAUGGAUUUGAGAAUGUGGAUUCAACUUCUGAAUGGGGCCGAAGGUUGCUCCGAAGGCGAGAAAGGGCUUGGAUUGCAUUGUUCGUUCUUGAACGUGGAGUAUGCCUAGCUCGCGGAAGAAGCUACACUGUUCCUCCAACCACCCUCAUUGAGAAUUGUGACCGAUGGCAUAUUUCAGAUAUUGCAGACUCCCGUGAUGGACCUAUGAAUUCAGUGGCAGUCCUAAGAAGAAAUCUGGACCAACUUUUCACAAAAGUAAGAUCAAAUUGCGAUAGUUAUCAAAUUGUUGAUACAGGAACUGAGGCUGCCCAGUCGAUCAAGGCAAUGAUUGAAAGCUUCUACAAUCAAUGGUACGCCUCAUGGGCACCAGCAAUUGGCGAAACGCACUCUCUCCCGCCUUAUGUCGAAAUCUUGGUCACGCACACUAUGCUAUCAACAUAUGGUGGUGUUAUCAACCACCCCACUGCACCUCUUGAAGUGAAACGUUUCUUCCGGGCUGCCGGCCUUUCCUCUGCACUGAAUGUGAUGCGAGCUGCUAUUCAAGGCGAGUCGCGACUCAAGUCUAUGCCAAACAACACGGUGAUUAUGAUUUCUUUUGCAGCAUGUUCUGCUCUCUCUCUCGGCGUGACACCUGCAGACAGCAGAUCCAAUUUGGCCUCAAGCGUUCGUAAUUUGAUCGAGGAAACUGCCGGCGUCUUAGAACGAAUCGGAGCUACCCCAUGCCAUAGAAGUGGCGCAUCCGUUCUCUAUGGAAGAUUUCUACGAGAGUUGAUACGACGUGCUCCUGUAGACCCCAGUUCUCAAUUCCAACCUGAUUCGCGAAGGAUUGGCCCUGCAGACACUUUUCAUCAGCCUGCUCCAUCAACGAGUGGGUAUGAUGCCGCACUCCUGGAUACUCAACCAUCGUUCUCACCUUCUCUACUCUGGUCUGAACCACUGCAUUUUUCUGCGAUGUCUGACGACCAAAUUAUCGAUGCUGUAAACCGGGCUGGUACGGCAUUCGGAUCGACUGUCCCGGACGUCCCAUUAGAUGAUACUGUGAUGAGUUGGGAUUGGCUCGACCUUGCUAGUGCUACAGAAUUCCACUUCUGA